AAUAUAUUUUUAUAUAUAUUUAUAUUCUCAGACUCGUACACUUCCAAACCCGGGUAGUCCGAAGUUCCUAAUAAGGACUACAAGAAUGGAGACAUCAAAUAGAGACAGGGUACACACAAGCGGGGACCUUGGCCCGUCUCAACUCGUCUCUAUUUUAUAGUUGCUGCUCCCCUUUCUUCACUAUUUAUACCACUAAGGAGGGGCACAAUUCCGUGUGCUCAGGCUGCCUCUUUUUCUUACAAUAGCUCUCCUUUUUCACUACUACUAUCAUCAAAAUUGCAUAUGUUAUUUCUGUAAUUAGUUGACAAAAGCUUCUUCAUUUUUUCUGCGACGUCCAAUCUCACUUUUAUUUUCUGCUUUUUUACCCUAGAAACCAGAAGAAACUUAAAACCAACCCCCUUUGUUUUCCCUCUGGAAGCUUGAAAAAGGUAUGGCAGAGGACCAGUAUGGAGCAGACCUAUUCAAGGACAUAGAAACAGGAUCCACAGAAGCAGACUCUUCUUCAAAGAAUCGUGAGAUUACAACAGAGAGCAGUCCAACACCAAAUGAGCCUCCAACAUCAGUGAAGGGGGAAAAGACAACUGCUAAUAAGAAUCCAAAAUCAGAAGGCCAAGACAAGGACAAGGGCGAUUCUGCUACCCCAGAAGAAAGUAAGAAGUGGGAAAGUUUAUUAGAGAAUAUUCUGGAUAAUGUGUUUGACUUUAGGCAUGACUUGAUUAAAUAUGUUUGUGAAAUUCUUGCCCCUAAGAAGUGGACCGUUUGGGUGAUAUUACAGUGGAUUGCAUUGUUUUGCUUUAUCGGAUGCUUGAUUGCUAGUUUAACUGUGCAGAAGAUGAAAAACCAUUUGAUUUGGAAUUUUGAAAUGUGGAAAUGGUGUGUAUUGUUAACGGUUGCUGUCUGUGGUAGAUUGAUUUCUGAAUGGGUGCAGAAGAAUCGUCUUUUUGUUUGGUGGGGUUUGGUUCUUAUAGCCUGGCUUGUCUUGGUAAUUGCAUGUGUUGAUAAUGGAGGUAGGAGAUCAAAGGAAACCAGAGAGAUCCUGGACUAUAUUACCAGGGUUCUCGGUUCUCUUUUUAUCGGGGCUGGUUUAUGGCUGUCGAAAGAUCUUUUACUUUGGUCGUUUGCUCAUUCUUUCCAAAGUAAAGUGUUCUUUGAUAGGAUUUUGAAAGCAAUGUUUUGUAAGCAUGUAAUUGAGAGUCUCCUAGGCUGCCAAUCCUUCGGUAAACGGAGAAAUGAUCUCUGGUGGAUUGAUUGGGCAGACGAAAUAAAUCUGGUAAAUGAGGGGAAACUAUCAGCUGUCUCAAUAAAACUAUUUAUAGAUGUCAUAAGUGAUAGUAGCCUGCUCAUUCUUCCGGAUAUCAGCUGCGAAAAGGAGGUAGAGCCUGCAAGUGAUAAGAUUUUCGACAUCCUCAGGCGUGGUAAAAGAAGCACCAGAAAGAGGGAUGCAGAGGCUCCUCAUUCACAAAUUUCAGUAGAUUCCAAGAUCAAAGACAGGGACUUAACUAUUACAAAGAAGGACUUCUUAACCUUCCGGAUUAUUGAGCCAGAAGACGUUGAUAUGUUGUUUCAACUUAUUGGAGAAACACUGCAAUUACGAAAACUUAUUGAAGGAACAUCAGACAGUAUCAAAAUCAAAAGAAGACAGCUCAAGCACUGGCUAAGGACUGUUUAUAGCGAAUGCAAAUCUCUGGAAUGUUCUUUAAGAAAUACCAGGAGGGGAAUGGUAGCGUUGGACAAGCUUGCCACAGGGAUAGUUCUUAUUCUGACAUGCAUUAUGUGGUUACUUAUGUUGAAACUUUUAUCAGGGAAAGCAGUUGCCUUGAUUUUAUCUCAGCUUUUUGUUCUGACAUUCGUGUUUGGUGACACUUGCAAGAAAAUAUUUGAAGGCAUUGUAUUUGUGUUUGUCACACACCCAUUCGACAUUGGUGAUCUUUGUGUUAUAGAAGACGGAAAAGAGAUGGUUGUGAAAGAGAUCAAUAUUCAAACAACGGUAUUUUCGAGGGUGGAUGCUGUUGAUGAUAAGGAUGAUAAGGAGAAAAUUGUUUAUCCAAAUUCUGUUUUAGCUACCAAAUUCGUUCGCAAUUUUCGCAGACAUCUCUAUGCAAAGGAACGUUCGUGGGAAAUAAAAGACCUCAACAUACUUGCUAAUGGCCUUGACGAUGGAGACAAGAUAAAAAUGGGUGUCUACCUCACUUACAAGCACAUUGGGAGCAAAAAUGCAAAAUGCAAGAGGAAAUCUGAAAUUGUCUUGUUCCUGAAGCAAAUUCUUGGUGGUAAGACUGAAAAUGUCAAAUUCCUUGUUGAUGCUUCUACAUCCAUAAAGCAGAUUGAAGCUCUAAAAGCCAGAAUAAUCGAGGAUAUGAAGAAAAACAAAUGGAUAAAAGAUAUCAGCAUACGUGCUAACGACUUUGAAGAUGGAGACAAGAUCAAAAUGGGUGUCUACGUUACUUACAAAGACUUUCGGAAAAAUAAUGAUGAAAGAAGCGACUGCAAAUCAAAAAUAGUAUUGGGUCUGAAGCAAAUUCUUGAAGACAUGGGUAUUUCUGAAUAUCAUCCCAAGAAGAAUAAUGUUGAAUCUGCAGCUGCAGCAUUUCCCAGUCCCACCUGCUGAUGUAUGAUCAUGACAGUCUCUAAGUUUACCUUACCUUAAUUCUUAUGUUGUAUGUGAUAGAGGUAAGUGUAUGUGUAUAUCGAUCUAGUUUUAUCAUCCCCGUUGUUGUUAUAUAUCUUCUUCUACUAUCACUUGAAAUUGCAUUGUUGCUUUCUGUUUUCUCAAAAAUCCUUAGCUGACCCUAACCAUGCAAGUUGGGGUAUAGGGCAUGAGUUUGGUAUAGGGCAUGCCACUUGUUUUGUCUAAAAGUAAGAAAAUAAGAUUUUUCAU
This is a messenger RNA of Rubroshorea leprosula, 2878 nucleotides long. Lineage: Eukaryota; Viridiplantae; Streptophyta; Magnoliopsida; Malvales; Dipterocarpaceae. The record is from the annotation of a GenBank genome assembly.